UGAACGAUGAGUGGAAAAGGCGAUGCCGCGGCCAAGAAGGCCAAGUCGUCGAAGCGCAACUCGCUCAAGGGCGGGAACCGCAAGUUUGUCACGAGUGCGGAGGAACUUGAAGCGCGAAAUGUUGUGGAGGAAGUGCGGCAAGAGAAGCGCCGUGUCCGACGAGAUGAUGGCGAUUCGGGAGACGACGAUGAGGACGACGACGACGAUGGCGUUAUGUUUGACCGUGCCGUGGAAGAAAAGGAAGAAGAGCUUGAAGAAAAGAGAGUGUCAAAGCCUAAAGGCGUUGCCGGUAUCAUCCAGGUGCAGAACCCCAACUUUGCACCUGCCUCCAACAAGGCCAUCAAGGCCAAGGAUAUCGACCCAAAUGCUGAAGCACAACCGCUGACCCGACGAGAACGUGAAACGCUUGAGAAGGAAGCAAAGGCUGCCAACUAUAUGAAGCGCCACUUGGCUGGCCAAACCGACGAGGCUAAGCGCGACAUUCGCCGAUUGGAAGAAGUCAAGAAGCGUCGCGAAGAGGCCGCCCUUCGCAAAAAGCAAGAAGAAGAAGCUGCUGCAGAACUGGCGAAGAAGGCCGCUAAGAUGACGGUGAAGGGCGGCGACGAAGAGGCUUUGGAUGCGCGUGCCAUCAAGGCCCUCAAACCGAACGUGCUCAAGGACUACCUUAAAGAGCGGGGCUUGUCGAUCCAAGGCCAGAAAGCCGAUCUCAUCCAACGCCUCAUCGACUACGAGAAUGAAAAGUCGUUGUAACGUUAUCCAAGCGCAUCUUCCUGGCGCAUCCAGGUCACUCUUAGCUCGACCUGUCAUCGAGGCCAGUGCUGUAUGGAAGCGUGGCAAUUUGUUUGCA
Messenger RNA from Aphanomyces invadans, 847 nucleotides. RefSeq lists its product as hypothetical. Bases 7 to 750 code for a protein of 247 amino acids. The record is from RefSeq and is a predicted model, not a curated record. Gene Ontology annotation, molecular function: RNA binding. The transcript is spliced from 2 exons. Gene Ontology annotation, cellular component: cytosol. Lineage: Eukaryota; Oomycota; Saprolegniomycetes; Saprolegniales; Verrucalvaceae.